Chionomys nivalis (European snow vole) is the source of this 1168-nucleotide messenger RNA. Its product is annotated as protein NipSnap homolog 3B. The transcript is spliced from 6 exons. NCBI's taxonomy places the organism in Eukaryota, Metazoa, Chordata, Mammalia, Rodentia, Cricetidae. The record is from RefSeq and is a predicted model, not a curated record. Gene Ontology annotation, cellular component: mitochondrion. Bases 58 to 801 code for a protein of 247 amino acids.
CGGGGAGAACGCGAGUCCCAGCACCCAGCGGUCUUCCCGUGCGCUCCAGGCCGCGCCAUGCUCGCGCUCCGAAGCUGCCUAAGGAAGGUGCUGGCCCCGCGGGCGCUGGCGCCACAGGUGUGUUCACCUUUUGCUACAGGCCCCAGGCAAAGCGAUGGGACAUUGUAUGAAUUCCGCACCUAUUUUCUCAAGCCCUCAAAGACGAAUGAGUUCCUGGAAAAUUUUAAGGAAAAUGUUCACCUUCGGACAGCUUACUCUGAAUUGAUUGGAUAUUGGAGUGUAGAAUUCGGAGGCAGAACAAACAAAGUAUUCCAUAUUUGGAAGUAUGAUAAUUUUGCUCAUCGAACGGCGGUUCGCAAAGCUUUGGCUAAUGAUAAGGAAUGGCAAGAACGAUUCCUCAUCCCAAAUUUGGCUUUCGUUGAUGCGCAAGAGGUUGAGAUUACCUACCUGGUACCAUGGUGCAAAAUAGGAACACCUCCAAAGGAAGGAGUCUAUGAAUUGGCUACCUUUCAGAUGAAGCCUGGUGGCCCAGCGCUGUGGGGUCACGCAUUCAAAAGGGCAGUAAACACCCAUGUGGAACUGGGCUACUCUACGCUAGUUGGCGUUUUCCACACUGAGUAUGGAGCCCUCAACAGAGUUCAUGUUCUCUGGUGGAACGAGAGUGCGGACAGCCGGGCAGCUGGGAGACACUGGUCUCACGAGGAUCCCAGAGUUGUGGCUGCUGUUCGGGAAAGCGUCAAUUACCUCGAGUCUCAGCAGAACAUGUUCCUGAUCCCAGCUUCCUUUUCACCACUGAAGUAGGUUCCGACCCGACAUCCGGCAUCUCAGUCACGGGAUGUGAGAUGUGUCUGGAGCGGGGGCCCAUUGCUCCCAAGAGAACUGUUCCCUUUGUUGCCUGAAGUGGGUGGUGAGUUACUUCACUGUGCCCUCUGCAUCCCAAGGCUACCUGUGUCCUUUGCUACCAGUAGUUCUAGAAAUACUUCUGUUCAUCUUCCCCGUGCCAUUUCAUGUCUACCAGACACGAGAAAGAGUUGCCAUUACUCCACGACCCUGGUACUUUAUUCUUCAAUGAUAUCUUGUCUUCUGUGAUUUCAUGACUAAUUGAUAUCCUAUACUCAAAUAAUGAUUUUGAAUUUUUUGCCUGGAAUAAAAUUUUAAAUUAGUUAAA